AUUUAUUUCUCAUCGUCACUUUGCAACAGUUUUGUGCGGCAUUUUGCAUUUUCUGAAUAGGUGUUCUAGAAGAGAGGUGGAAAAGCAAGAAGAAAGAAUUACAAAUUGCGCUUCUUCGUGAAUAAAAAACGGUUGCGGCGUAACGACUGUACCCAUUAUAUGUGCAGUGAAAGUUCUUAAAAAACGGAAAAAGUCUUAAAUUAAUUAAACCAACUAAUUAUCGACAUGUCCAGUCUGCCGAGCAAAAAAGCUAAAUUGUCUAAUGAUGGUGAUGGCAACGCGACGACUGCAAACGCACCUAAUGAGGAAGAGUCUGAGGCUUUGGAAUUAAUUGAUGCAUGUCAAAAUGAGAUUGACGCACUUAAUGAGAAGGCUAGCGAGGAAAUACUCAAAGUGGAGCAGAAAUACAAUAAAUUAAGGAAGCCAUGCUAUGAGAAACGUAGUGAGUUAGUGAAACGAAUUCCGAACUUCUGGGUGACAGCGUUUAUUAACCAUCCACAAGUGUCUGCCAUUUUGGAUGAAGAAGAGGAGGAAUGUCUACACGCUCUUACCAAGUUAGAAGUAGAAGAAUUUGAAGACAUAAAAUCGGGGUACCGUAUCCAUUUUUAUUUCGACGAAAAUCCUUAUUUUGAAAAUAAGGUGCUUACUAAAGAGUUUCACUUAGGAUCGGGAAACGCGGAAAACAGUGAUUGUCCAUCGUCGACGAGCACUCCCAUUCAAUGGAAGGAUGGUAAAGAUCUUAUAAGAUCAUGUAUGACAAAACCGUAUCAACAAAAUAAGCGGAAACGACCUGCGGACUACAAGACAUUUUUCGAUUGGUUCUCAGACAACACUGAUCCUGUUAAUGAUGAGAUAGCUGAAUUAAUCAAAGAUGAUCUCUGGCCGAAUCCUCUUCAGUAUUAUUUAGUACCUGAUAUUGAGGUUGAACCAGAAGAUGAUGAAGAUGAUAAUGAGGAUAAUGAAGAAGAAUUAUUUGAUGAUGAAGAUGCAGAAGGCGAGGAAGAUGAUGAAGAAGAUGAAAAGUAAAUGCGGUGUUAUUUUUUAAUUGGUCUUCUAUAAAAUACCGCAAAGAUAAAUUUCUUUAACAUUAAGAAACGUAAUUGAAAGUGUCCACCAACAGAAUAAUAAUUUUAUAUAUCCAAAACUUUUCUCAAUUUGACUUCAACGAAUAUAACUUUUUGACAUUUACUAAAUUAAAUUAAUUAUGGGAAAUGUUAAUAAUUUGUUGUUACGCUUCCCCUUCUGUUGGAGUAUAAAAGUUUGUCACAUUAUGCAGCUUUUCACAAGACGAUAACUUCAUAUGUGUAUGAAGUUUAAUUAUCGACGUGUUAAUUUCUAUGCAUAAAUACAAGGAAUUUGAAUUCAUACUACAUAGACUGUAUGUAUUUCCCGGAAAAGAAUUAAAAAUAAAUAUUACGAGAAAACAAUUGUA
Messenger RNA from Bactrocera tryoni, 1432 nucleotides. It is a transcript of the gene Set, whose product is annotated as protein SET. Gene Ontology annotation, biological process: nucleosome assembly. Gene Ontology annotation, cellular component: nucleus; chromatin. Gene Ontology annotation, molecular function: histone binding; chromatin binding. NCBI's taxonomy places the organism in Eukaryota, Metazoa, Arthropoda, Insecta, Diptera, Tephritidae. The transcript has 5 exons. The record is from RefSeq and is a predicted model, not a curated record. The coding region runs from base 226 to 1026 and encodes 266 amino acids.